GGGGCCUCAAUUGAUUUGCAAAUAAUUGGAAACUUUAAUUCGACAGAAAAUAAUUAAAAACUGUCUGGCUUGCCACUCAAGUCUUGUCAAUUCCCAGAAGCAUCUUUUGAAAAGUGAUCGCUGCGACCUGACGAAGCUCAAAGCCCUGCCGCUGCACGAAAUUUAAACCGUGUACGCUUGAAGUGCAACGUGGAGUACCACCUUCGUAUCUCCCUGCGGCGAUCAUUUGUGCAACUCGACCAUUUCUACCGCAGAGGAGUGGAGUAAGGCCAAGCAAAACAAAAACUGCCGUGACUGAAUAACGUUUUGCGCCACCGACUGGUAGAGAGCCCGGGGUUAUAAAACAUUUAGCACCGACCGUGAAUUAAGCUUAAUUAUGACGUCCCAGUUGGGCCCUUUAGGGACGAACACUUCAACUCAACCAGUACAGAGACAAUCAGGUAGUAAAAGAAAGCGAUCACAAACUCGUGACUUGUCGCCUCCAUUGACUCCUCUAUCUCCAUCCGCAUCUCAUUCAAAACGAAGUGAGACUUCAACAUCCGCCUUCGAGCUGAUCGAAGCCGAGGUAAGCAUAUAAGUACAUUGUAAACCAAGUCAAGUAGUGAACCGAUCACUGUCUGCACUUGUCACAAUACACUUGAUCCUUUAGCGCGUUUAAGUCGCUCGUUCAGCUAAGUGAUCGACUCAGCAACCUGACGUUUCGUCAUAUAUGGCGGUAGGCUAAAAUUCGCCAAGUCCUUGCAUAACUUUGAAAAUCAUCGCUGCCAGUUUUGACGGUAUCGAUGUUGUGAGAGUGUGUCACACCGGUAUACCACAGCGCAUGCUACCUUUCGUAAGAUAAUAGGGUUAUUAACUCCAUAUGCCUUUUCAUUUGAUAGGAACGAGUCCUUGGGCUCCAUGGAGUAAGCACAGUCAGUGGAUCGGGCGUCGUAUCGUCGCCAUCCGCCAAUGUUACAAGUGCAGGUAUAGUGUCGUGUGCACCUCGUCUGUCUCAUACUCCACCUCACGACUUCCGUGAGGUUCUCGCCUCAUCGAUGCAACCUCAAGCUCAUCAAUACUACGCUCCGCAGUAUAAUCCGUUACACUUUCAACAGCAGCAACCUCCAAGGUUCGACUUUUCGCACCCGCUAGAGCCGUUUCAAACAGCGCAUUCACAGCAAUACAGCAAUGGACCAACAGGCUUUCACCCAACUACUGGGGCGCCUCAUCAAUCUAUGGCCGGGCCUAAUCAUCCACAGCCUGUGUCGCAGCAUCAAGCACGCCAUCCUGUUCUCCGAACACGGCCGUCCGAUGUGGAAGCUUUGCAACAAGCGCACAUAAAUCAUCAGUUUGCUGGAGCGGCCAUGGAACACGCGAGGAGAAGAGAGGUGUAUUCAGCCGUACGUAGGCCUGAUAUGUUCGAUAUGUUAUCAACGACCAAUAUACCGGACGCGCAGGUAAAUGACACAAAUUUUGCUCUUUUCCUUAGUUGUCACAGUGUGCUGUUCUUCUAAAAUUGAAGCCAAAAAAAUUCGAACUUUUCAGAGAGCUUCGGUUUCUUCUCCGCCAUUUGCACGCGCUAGGGAUGCGACGCAACGGCAUCACAACGUGCGAGGGCAGAACGAAAGAACAAAUAAAACUGUAGAGAAAAUAUCAGAGGAAGCCGCUUUUUUAUCCUUUCAGGCAUGAAGCAGUCGGUAAUGCCAGUUACGGUUUUUGAGAUAACCACGAGCAUCCGUUGUGGGUCUUAAACAUCUGUGAUCAUUGAAAUUCAGGUGCUGACUGACACCCUCCUUAUAGAGCGUGUGAGCAAACUAAAUCUUAAGAUACGCCAAUCUUCAAGGUCACAAGUGACAAUUUUGAGUUCUCCGGUCAAUAUUAUCUUUAAAGCCUGUAGCGUUAUACCUAGUGCUGUUUAUAGCUAACACUCAAGCUAAAUUUCCUUUCCAUUCAACUGCCUUUCAAGUCCGCGGCAAUAUACCACCCUGCCUUUAUUUGCCUUAUCAAGCCUUCCUUCGGAGCAAAGCCGAAAAUCGAUCGCAAAGUCAUGUGGCGCGAAGUGGUUUGUUUUCAAGUUUUAACCGGCGCCGUUGAUAACUAGGAAGUUUGCUCCCUACAAUUUUGAACAAUGUGUGUGUUUUUGUGGAACAGUUGCCCACAUCAAUAACAUGAAAAUACGAGAAAAAGUCACGAUAGCGCGACGUAUGACAAUGGAUUCCUUAAGCCCUAAGACAAAAAGCGCUUGAGUAGCGUGAGGUGUUGCGGUUUGAAACGGAAGACUUCUACUAAUAUCUCUUUUCUAGCUUUUUUAACAAUGCUUUCUAGACUACCCUGUUGAAGUUAAUGAAUAACGGUUGUCCGGGCUAUUUUAUACGGGAAACAAAGAGUUCAAAAUGCUAACUACUUUCUUAACAAAAACCGAACAAAUCAUUUGCAAGGGAAAGUGUCACUCCAGGUGAAAAUUUAUAGGCGUUGAGCUGAACACAUAAAAAUUACCAUCGACACCUUCUUCGUGACUUCCUAGCGUUUUAGUGUUUGGGAAACGGGUGCCUAUUUAUGAAGAAUAGGUGUUUGAACAAAGCUUAAAUCAUGCCAUUUUGAAGUUUUCAAACACCCCAUGUGGAGCAGAAGACAUAAAUAAAUUCGAAACAUUCGUCUAUCAAUACUCUUAUACCACAGUGAGAUCUAAACAUUAUGAAAGGUGGACCGUAAAGAGCAUUCUUCGUGAGAAAAGAGAGUUUUUCAAUUACAAAAUCUUACAGUCGACGAAAAAAGGUGAUGACGAGUCGGUCGCAGUAUAUAUACAAACACUUCUCAUUUUCGCCUCAUUGACCACAAGUCGCUGUUACUAUCAUGAAAAAUUGGAAGCGAGAGGGUUGAUGUCUGUUGGUAGGAAAUUGAAGUUAAAAUGCACCUCAACAAUACAUUGAAUCCUUUCUACUGCAUUUAAUGACUUUUUUUUGGCAAUCGCAAGAAGCCGCUUGCCGAGGCGCCUAGAUUUUUGAAUAGGCAAUAUAUCAAUAUAUCGUGGUCUUCUGUGUUUAGACGUCUUCCUUUUUGAGCUCUCAGUAGGGAGCAAUUAUAAAACAACCACAGAGUGGCUCGCUCCGUCGAACAUUCUAUUCAUUGUAUCCGAUAACACUGACGUUUUCCCCAAGUUGUAUUUUCUGGAAAAACUCCUCUAGGAACUUUUCAUAAAAAAAUUCAGUCUCUUUGCCAGUGUUUACGAUCGUACGGCUGUAUUUAACGGUUUAUCUUCACGUUUCUUUUCACGGCGGAUCAAUGUUGACCCCAGAGCACUUUACAGCCUAUUGGUAAAGGUGUAAAACACUCCAGGUUUCCUAAUCUCAUUUGCUUAGUUUACUUUAAGAUUUCAAAGUGAUUUUCAAACACGCGACUUAGCCAAGGCGUUUAUUGAUCAACCCUUUGACAACAGGCCCGACUAAGAGUUUCUUCGCUUCGCGAUAAUUAGCCAACAGAAAUUUCAACUGUCGGGCGUCAAGCCAACCCUCGCUAGCAAAAAUUACAAUGAAAGGGCGGAAGGCAUUAAAUAGAUCUGCGGCUUUGAAAUAAAAACGUAGCGAUUAGCAAAACCAUUUCGAAGCCCACAACAACACAUUUGUUCUUUGAUAAUUUGGUGAAUUUUUUUGCAUCUUUCGUCGACUACUUGUUCCAUAGUAUAUAGAUUACACCUUCACAGCUUGGGUGCUUUCAAUUCAAACGAUCCCUUUGAAACAAAAGAAUAGCCAACAGUAUUAGAAAGAAAAUUUCGUUGGCCGACUUUUAAACAAGGAUGUGUUCUUUGUCUCUUAAAAAAUGUCGAAUGAAAUGAUUGCUACGCCAUACAAAGACACCUAAAUAUUUAUCUAGCAUUCAUUAUUAUCUUUUUUUCUUUGCGCUUACAGAAUCAUCGAUCUGGAUUAAACAAUAAAAAUGGAGAAACACCUAAUCACCACAGUGUACGAGACGGUAAGUGAAGAACUUUAUAAUUUUUCGUUUGAACGACUCUGUUCUGUUUAAAAAUGUAGCUUAAAGGGACACAACAUGCAAAGGCUUUGUCUUCUAGUUUUCUUUAGUCACAGUUGAUGUUUUGAUCCAGAAAAUAAAAGUUUAGAUCCAUGUUGCGUAAUAUAACAUCAGCACUACAGGAAAGUACAACUCAACGAUUUUCAUUAGAAUCAUGAGUUCACACUUCUAGUUUGUAUCCAUAAACGUCAUUAUCUUAAGAGGGGAAUGUAAUAAGGAUUACGAGCAGUCCGCCAAAGACUGAAUCCCCUGUAACUUUCCAACUUUUCAAAUCAGCCCUUAUCGUGUUUAUGAAGACAAGAAAAUAUCUAAUUUACUUUAGUCAGAGGGCAAAACCUUAUCACCUUAUUUUCUAAUAAAAUCGCCGAGAAAAGCUUUUACUGCAGGUGUGUAAAAGAUCUUCAUAGUCAGCAGACAUUUAGCGUGGUUGUUCUAGAAAUAGACAUUUCCUUUUUCUGAACACCAGCUAAACUUUGAAUAGUCAGUCAAUGAUAUUGGCAGUGAACAGCAAUUCAUUCACCCUGCCCAAUAAAAAAAGUAUAGUAUGUCAGAGUUAAGCCGCUUUUCACAUGUAUAGUGAAAAAAAAAACGAAUAAUCUUACUCGAUUUCAAAUCAUUAAAGCGUUCUGCGAGUUCUUAUUUGAUAAAAAAGAGAGGAAACGGAAAGAUUUAUCUCUUUGCGUCAGUACUUAGCGCGUUCGUCCUAUUCUCGUAAUUAAAGAAGGAUUUAAAACCCAAACAAAGGCGAAGAGCUUAAACCUCUACUUCAUGAAUUUUUCCUUUAAAAGUGUAGAGAAACUAGGUUUCGUUUGUAGGUGAUUAAAAUUGGGGUGAUGUAUCGGUGCAAAAUGGCUUCACUAAUCAAUUUUUCUACCAUGAGUACAUCGUAUGUACCUUGUCUGACAAAGAAGGAUCAUAUAGAAUUUUCAAUUGAGCAAAUGUGCAUAAGUUAUUUAUCUUUUCCAUCAUUAGUGGAGAGACAAUAUUUUGCUCGAGUCAUCAAUCUGCCUUUGACAAUAAAUGGAAAGAACUGAAAUAUAUAACUGGCCAUGUCACAAAACAAUUCAACGCAAUAAAGAAUAAGAUUUGUGUGGUUUCCUCUUUGUUUUACUGUUCAUUUGAAGCCGUGCAUUAUUGUGAGUACAAUUCUUAUCCAACAGUGUUCUUCCAUUUCUUUUUCUUUUUUUUUUCGUUGUCUGUUAACAAAAAUAUAGAAAAAUAAAGGAAUAUGAGCCAUCUAUUGACCUGAAAAAAUCGUGUUUGUUGAAGAGAACGUUUAAUUUAUUUCAUAUCACCUCAGGCUGGAAAACGUAACUGAUUUUGAAAGUUUGCUUCGUUCUUUAAAGGCUUAAUUGGCCCAUUUUCAUGUUACUGUUAUUACGAUAAUUACUUCUUGCACUUAUUUGUGUUCGUGGGUUGUGUUUCACUACACAGCAGUGAACUCUAGCCCCGAGCCUGCUGACCAGGACAACUGUUUGGGCAAACGAACAUGUUCGGCCACGGGUUGCCGGCACAGAUUUAAUUCCAUGGCCUUUACCAGCUACGCAGGGUACUUGGAUAGGGCAACUUAAUAACUACUGGAAAAUUACAGUUUGUUUAGGCUUGUUAGAAAAUGCCUCUGGCUGACUCAAAAUUGUAGUAAACUACGAAUGUCAAACGAGGAAGUAAUAUUUCAUUAAAUUCAUAUUUUCUUUCUACAUUUUGUUAAAAGAAUAUCUGUUGUAAAAUGACAAAUAUCAUUCAGCCUGAAUUUAAACAUAUCUCUGUACUUUUCCAGGGGACAAGUUCUAUAUUGGAAAGACUUAAGCAAUAUCUUAUUUAGUCCCAAUAAUAUGUGUUCCUACAUUUACACAUUAACAUUGCUUAUAGCUAUUAACGAUAUUUGUUUCGCGUUAGUUUAUGCUUAUUUAUUUACCUAUUUUGCUCGACUAAAGUUCAAAUUUCUGACACUAACUCUUUAAGCUGUCAACAGUUCUGCCGUUUUAAUCAAUUGAACGGUCUCGGAAAAUUUUGUUCGGAAAUAAAGUUCUUUCAGUAGGUUUGAAUCAAGCUUUGGAAAAUGGGGGAAAUGAUGCUGUCAGAAAAAGGAUUACCUUGAACAAAAAUGUCACUGAUCAAAACCUGGCUGUUUUUCUGAAAAUGAAGCGAUUGUAGUUUAUUUUCUAGCUUUUCCGAUGUUUCUGCAGGCAGGCGGACACAGUUUUUAUACUGUUUUCGUUACUUUUCUUUGUAUUAUGAUAUUUAUUUUUCAUCAUUGUUAUUAUCGUUCUAAUGUUAAUUUCUACUGACGACAAAAAACAUCUGCUAUAAAAGUUACGCAGAAAGCUUGAAAGGGCUGUUCUUGAGGUGCAAAUUACUAAGAGCAGGUGAAUGCUUUUCUUAUGUUAAUGUUUUAUGAAAAAAUGUAGUUUUACAGGAAAUAUUGGGAAGCCAGCAGAACGCAGUCAUACAUACAUAUACCGCUUGUUCUUCACAUACAGUCAGUCAAUAAGUGUCAUCAACCGCAGUAUAUGGUGGCAGAAUUGAUAUUGGAAACAAAAGAUAAAAGUACACCAACUUUACGGCGUGUUUCCAGCGAUUAUUGCUGUCAUGACAGCUUUUUGUUCUCGUGAAAUCCUAUACCAUGCAAUAUUAUGUUUAUUUCUCUUUGAAAUUCAAAUACCCUUCUUGUUUUAAGGUGAUAAUUUUUGUUCUGUUAUAAGAAUUUGUUGACCGGACACGCGGUCUGAUAUGGUCUGAAAAACACAACUUCUAGUAUCAUAUCAAUGACACAGUUUUUAAGUGAAUAUAUUUCCCAGCAGGGGUCAACAUACACAAACAUGCGCUAAACCUCUGUAGACACCUACUCAUAACGGAUUGCUUAAAGAUUGUUCUCACUUUGAAAAAUGCGGAAGAUAAACUUUGAUAAGAUAUAUUUUUAAGUCAUCUACGGCAGAAUAAGGGUGCAAAGUAAGAAAUAUGUUGUUCGGUUUACGACGGCAGCAAAAUAAGAAUACUUGCAGAACCGCAUCGAGAAUGAAUCAAACUACUUAUUUAAGGAACUGUUUACGUAAGACUGUGGCAAAUGCUUCAGCAGAAACUAAUUUAUUUCGUAACUUUGUGACCAAAACAUCAGACUCAGAUAAAAACGUAAUAGUAGUUUGGCAAAUAUCGAAGAAAAUCUGCUUUCCAUUUUAAUUGUUUGCGACAUAACUUUCUUCAGUUGUGUUAAAUAUAUAUAGCAGAUAUCAGAAUGGGUCACUUGAAAACUCUAUGAACCAUCAAACCAUACAUCGCUAAAAAUACUCUAAUAAAACAUCUUAAUCUUAGUGACGCCAACCUAACGUUUAUUCAGAUUCUUUAAGAUGUCGGCAUCUUUUGUGCAUUGGUAAUUUUGUCGUUAUAGUUGAGAUCUAUCAUAGCAGUUUCAUGUCUCUAAUGGCCCGCUCAUGAAAAUGGGCGUUCAAAAAUUGCAGUUUUCUUCCUUAACAUCACGAAACAAAACAAACGGUUUAUCUGUGUAAAACUUUAAAAUACAGUGUCUAUUUCAAUUCUAUAUAAGAGAAUCUUGCAAACCACACAGUUUGUGACAGCCCUGGUUAGACGUUUUCUUACAAAUGCGAGUGAAUAUGUAGUUAAAACAUUGAUUUUCUGUUUAUGAUAUUUAUGUUUAUAUUUUGUGAAGUUAAUUGCAACAAGCGCACUUUGCCAGGGACGUAAUAAGUGUCCCAGCCAUUGAAUCUAUGCAGUGUUUGACGCUUGACUGAGUUGUGGUUUGUUUCAGGACCUUUGAGCGGGCCUACAUUACUAAACCAACAUUAUUCAACACGCGCCAUUUGUUCUUCGCAAUUCUACCAGAAACUUUUCCGGGGGCUAAAUUGAUAGAGUUUUUAAUCCUCGCUUUAAACCAUAGUAGUCUGUGCCUCGCAGCUAUCAUGACCGUUUUUUGUCUGGAGAGUUCAGUUAUACGCGCUCUGUUAUUAAAAAAGUUGAGAUGACUGUUCUUCAAGGUAAAGAGUUUUGAGGCUAAAAUGUACAUUUGCUGUCAGUUAUCGGGUGUAUUUGGGUAACUCAGAAUGGUUCCCAAAAUCCAAAAAAUGAAAUGAGUGACAUGCCCUUGCCAAACAGAGGAGAGAAAGUUGGUUGAUUUAAUUCGCAUGUUCCGGCCUUAUUUGUUUGAGUAAGACUUGGCACGAGCUUACAAAUCACGGCUACUUUAAUACACAGAGAACGUCAUUUAUGCUCAUCUUCAACCUCUAUUGUACAAAAUUCGCUACAAUUUGACUCUCUGACAUGACUGUUUGUUAGAAACACAUUUUAUGAACCAACUUGAGAUAAAUUCGCUCCUAUAAAUUGUAUCUUUGAGCAACAGUUGUUUGUUAGGAGAGGUCGAAAACGUUUUUGUAAGUGAUGUUAGUGAACGGGAAAGUUGACGAUUAAUUUGGUUCGCUUUGCAGAAAGUCCUUUAAUUUAAAGAUCCGUUUUUUUCUUGAGAACAGCAGCCUUUUUAAUUAAGAGAAAAGAAAUAGUAUAAAUUAAAAAUAGUAAUCUUACUUCAUUUCUUAUAAGUGCAAAGUCUUUGAAAAAAAUGAGAAUACAAUAUUUAGUCAUUCGAAUAGGUCUGUUUAUCUCUAAAAGAGUAAUCCUUAAAGAGCUCUUUUUUCAUAUCCGCAUCUUAGCUUUUUAGUGUCUGUCAAGGCCAUGAUAAAUCUCGGCCUCAGUUCUGUACUUUGUCUCUGUUCUUGAUCUGCCGGUUCCGAGGGACUUAGUGUCGUUUGGAUGCCGAGAUGCUUUAACAUAACCGUAAUUGCGUCGAGAACUUUAUUAAAAUCAGGACAAACUGUUUAUAAGCAUGUAAAGAGGCGUUGAUGCUUAACCUUUAAUAUAAAUGCCGCUAGCAAAUUUUGGCAGAUUUAAAAGCUGCAAAUGGGCGGGCGAUAACCCUAAGCCAAAAGCGUCUUAACUUAUUAAUUCCUCUUUAAUAAAGGAAAAAUUAAUAAUGCUGGCCUAUAUGGAUUAGUGUAAGACCAGGUCGCUCGCUUUAAGCGACUGAAGGUUUCAGCUGCAUUUUCUCGCCAUUUUAUUUUGGUAAAAAGUUAUUUCCGUGCAUAAGGUUCAAUGUCAGUCUUUUUUUCUUAAGUACCUUGAAAUGUUGUUCCGACAACAAGCUCACGUGGUACAUGUUAAUUCUUGCAUCUUGCUGCUUUCUGUGUGGUUUUAGACUGAGCCAACUCGUUUCUUGCCAAAUUUUCCUCCACUUAACUAAAAAUAUAAACCAAGCUUUUGUUCGAAAUGCGCGAUCGUUUUAACCGCCUUGGUUAUACUUCUUAGUUUCUUUAGUUGAAAAAAAAGUAAAAAUUCCUUUUGGGAUCCAACUCUAGCAUAAGAGAUGACUUGGGUUACGUGCUGGUCCUGAAAAACUUCUCUUUUUAGUUAAAUCUUGAGUUGUGCCGUAUGAACUUCAUAUGUAGACGUUAAUCUGUACUCAGCGCUCUCCCGGUAGAGGUUCCUCUUUGAAAUUUUUCUAAAAUCUGUCUAGUUCUCGUUAAUUUAGCAUCUUUAUUUAAGCAAUGCAGUUAAUUUUAAAAUAGCUUUGCGUGUUUUGUAUAAAGUUUUAUUUGUGAAGACUUUGUGUGGUGAUGUGGGUCAUCUUUUGUGUUAAGUCAGUUGAUUAUAUAUUCUGACCAACCUUUCGAUGCUCCUCGGAGCGAAUAAGUACCACAGUUCAGACGACUUAUCAGUAGCAUGCCGGAAACCUUUUUUGUAGCUCAUGUCGUAGAAAUACCUCUCAAGACAGACAAGAUCCCGCAAUUUUCUGCAAAUGAAAUCAACGGUAGCACCAGUGCUGUUUUUACAAGCACAGGCUCGGUGUUUAAGUAAAAACGCCCUCGGUCACGAAGGGGUGAAAAAGCGAGUAAAUGCACACUGUUAUUCCUCAAAAAAAAAAAACCCUGAACCGUGCAAAGAAAGCACAUGAGAAAUACAGCACGGCAAUAAAAAGAGCAGGUAUCAGGCCGCACAAUAAAAGUAUCCUAAACAAACGUUAUUAAAGUGGAGGCAAUGGAGAACGAUCCAAAGUUAGGUGCAUGUUACCUACGUGUACGACCUAAACUGUGAACUUGAUGUCGUUAAAACUGGUCAGUAUUAAGUGGUGUGAUUUACACAAGGAGUGGUUCAUUUAAAAAGAAACCGUUCAACGAAAAUAGAUUGUAUUCCGAACUUAGAAAUGUUUGUUUCGUAAUAGGUCACAAACAGAAGCACGUGGAGCGUGAUUCUCGCGAAGAAGUCGACUCGGACGGUCCCGUUCACCCUUCAGAUGUGUUCUGUUGUGUACCGGGCAGGCUGUCUCUUCUUAGUUCUACAUCAAAGUACAAGGUCACAGUUGGCGAAAUCCGCAGGCGACUCUCACACCCCGAGUGUCUGAAUGCUUCGCUGCUGGGUGGAGUGCUUCGGAGGUAUGUGCGUGAUCAACGGCAAUUGAUGAAAAAAAAAAAUCAAAAUCGUCAGAUGACAAGCUUGCGACAGAGAAAAGGAAUUGAAUUGUUUUCUUUCUUUACCAGGGCCAAGUCUAAGAAUGGGGGUAAAAGCUUGCGUGACAAGCUAGAGAAGAUCGGUCUGUCACUUCCGGCGGGGAGAAGGAAGGCAGCACAAGUCACGCUACUUACAUCACUGGUAGAAGGUAAGUAUUGAAACUGUUAUUUCUGUUAGGGGGUUUCGUAGCGGUGUAUAGCAGGUAUAAGCCGUGAAUUUUGAUGAAAUAGACAUAAGAGGUUAUUCGCAGGGAGGUGAUAUAGUUACAGCAAGAAACUCGUUGCAUUCUUAUUUUUAAUCGCCAUUUCUUCAGUAACUACUUUUAGAGUUAUUUUAAUAACCUUUAUAGUCACCUGUAAGAAAGCUAUUGGAUAAUUUUUCAUUUAAAUAUUUAAAUAUAGGAGAGAAGAUUUUAUUUACCCCUGUUUAAAUUGCAAGGUACCUGGAAGAAAAAACUCCUGUCCUUUCAAAGUUGUUUUUUUCAGGUGAAAUUUAGUCUGGAACUUGGCGGUGACUCCGAUAAAGUCAGUCCUGAUGUCUGUUUUGUUUGAUCUUAUUGUAGGCGAGGCAGCUCAUUUAGCCGCAGAUUUUGAUUACGUAUGUGAAUCUGAAUUUCCUGCUGCACAGCUGGCCGAGAGACAGUACAGACAACACGCAGAACCAUCCCAGCAACAAUCUAGGAAAAACGCCAUACUCGCGGCAAAGUACGUAUUUCUUUCUUUAGUUAAUUAGCAAGUAACUAAGGAUUUGCACACUAUACCGGCGCCACGGAAAUCUACCCGGCAUACGGCAUGAACAACAACGGCCCAGGGUGGCACAAGUGGUUCACACACAUCGAAGAUUGUGCCGGCACAGUUGGCCGAGAGGGUUUGGAGCACUAAACUGUAGUCUUCACUCCUUAAUAUUUACUUCUGUCUCAGUGGGGUUUAGUCCUCGCUCCAACUUAUUUACUUCCGCGACGGGCCGAAUGGAUCAGUGUUCACACUGUACGUGGCACAAAACCUACCUCCGAUGUGUGACGCUCCACUUUCGAGAUCGGUUCGGCGUAGCUUCGCUCCGUCACAGAAAUCGCGCCUCCCCAACUGUUCUUGUGCGUAAACAGAAGCCUUAUCCGGCGGGUCUGAUUUUCGAGGCGGCGCAAAAGCUAUGCAGUAUAGUGUUCAAAUAGCCUAAGUCGCUGUAUGAUUCUCUAGUUAAAAGCUCUCAUGUAGGUUCUAAAGGAAUGCAAAAUGCACGCUAAUUCUGUUUCUCAUCUAUCUCCGCAUUGCCGUUUUACUCCUUUCAUUUGCCUUCGUAUUCAGGGGCGUAUCUAGGGGGAGGGUGCAGGGGGUGCGCACCCCCCCCCCUGCGCUCCCCUGAGAUGACCUGCGGUUUUCUAAUACAACUGGUAUUCUGCAAAAAAAAAAGCUAUGUGGUUUAUUGGUGUUGAAGUAGAGCAAGAGACGAGUGCACCCCCUCCUAAAAAAAAUCCUGGAUCAGCCCCUGGUAUUCCUUUUUUUUUACUUCUCUCUAUUUGAAAAUUUGGAGAACUGAAUGCUAUGUCACACUACACCAUACGAUGUUGAAAUAAACGUUAAGUUCUCUCAAUGUUUGGUAUUCAUGUAUCUCCUUUCUUUCAGACAAUUGACAAAAGAACUUCAAGACGUUCUUGCACAAGACCCCUACCCUAAGACCAGGCUACCCAACAGUAAUCUACCGGACUCCAUCUUACGAAGCCUUAAUCAGUUUGGACUCGUGACUCACGGUUUUGGGUCGCCGGCUAUUAAUGCCGCCAUGAAUGCUUUCCAAGCAUACUUAGGUGAACUGCUUAAAUUACAUGAAGGAAACGUCCCAUCGAGUGGAAACACAGGAGGUAGAAAUCAAAAUAUUGUUAAAAAUGGCGAGGCCUGAUUGGAUGUUAUAUAUUAUCAACAGUUACUGUACAUUUAGAGAAGAAAUUAAAUUUGUACCCAUAGAUAGUGUAUUACAUUGCAGAACGACUGGCAUACGAAGCCACUGUCCCCGGACUUUAAACAUGUAUAGAAUAUAUUAUAAUCAUAAACGACAGAGAGAAAAAUGUGCUACUUUCUCUAUUCAGUAAUAGACUGGACAGAGGAGUGACCGGGUGGGUCGGUAAAUCCCCCCCGGAGGGGGAACUCCCAUGUGGAAAAUGCGGGGAUACUCGUCGGGAAAUUUGAAUCAGACCCCGAAAAGAUAACAUUGUGGGAGUGCCUAAAACUUAUUGUUUCUCCUAAAAGAUAGUAAUCGAAAAGAGAGAGCCAAAUAGAGCUAUAGCAAUCUUAACUGCGGUAAAGAAGUUGUUGAUUUUUUCUUUUUCUUUCUUUAUUUCCUGACGCACAGCCGUAAGCAAAACCCAUGUGGGUAAAACCACUGGCGUUUUGAACACUCUAAGUGAAACUAAAAUAAGCAAUUUGCACUCCUAAACAAGACCACGGGCAUCCUCGCCCUUUCUAAGGGGAAUCCCCCAGGAAUUAAAUCUCAGAAAACAAUAUAUUUGUGGCUAUUUGUAAUAAAUCAGUUAAACUCUUAGCUAUUCUUAAACAUUCAGUCAACUGAGGCUGCCUCCAUUCGAGUCCGUGCACUGUACGCUGGUAAAUUCGUAUGAAUUUAAACGUUUCCUUAAGAACUUAUCCAUUCUAAGGAUGGCUUGUUCCAUGCUCUCAAGACAAAGAAAAAUGAGAAAGCUAGACUUUAAAGAAAAGAGAAAGGAGGAAGAGAAGGCGGGUUGGACUGUGGGCUCCUCCGAUCCCAGGGCGUUCGCUCUUCUUUUCGCUCGUCCUAACGAACUGAGGGCUUGGAGCAGUCCACUUUAAAGACUGAAAAAUAUCCGUUAGUGUGGACCUGAAUCGUAAGUUUGUAUGCUUUCCACAUGGCCUACGAGCAAGCUCUGCAUUUGGGGGAGUCGCGAGAAGUCUCUCGUGAGCUGCACAGAAAGGAUACGUUUCACCACUCGCUCGCGCGUUUUCUGGCGACUCGCUUCCCUCGCCGGACACGGAGAGCUUGCUCGCAGUUAGUUACUUUUCAUCCAGCUUUUAUAGCAGUGCAAUAUUCAUCCGCAGCGGACAGUUUUUAACGUUUGGUCAAUUUCCAGGUACAAGUUGGCCUCGUCCAAACCCUCGGCGACCUUUUAGGAGUGUAGUGAUCCAAGAAAUUAUCUUUUUGUUAUGUUUUAAAAUUCCAGUUGCUAUCAAUAUUUUGCUGUUGCGUUGUAAAAUAUUUAUUUAACAUUCUUGUGAUAUAUAUAUCAAAAUGGUUUCUUUGCACAUUGAGAAUAAUCCUUUGCUAUGAUCCCACACUCAGGCCCUAUGACAUUUUAUUUGUUCGCGUGAUCGUAGGUUGCAUUUGCGCUUAAGGCUAUUCCUUUUUCUGGUUUAGGAAUUAUCAUAAAUUUUGUGUUAAAACACUCUCGAUUGAGAGUUUAAAGUUUAGCCUUUUAAGUCCUAACGGUGAUCAACAUCAAUUUUCUCCUAACACAAUCAGUACAGAGUAUAGAUAAAAAGUUAUGAGAAUCAAUGGGAUGAUCACCAAAGGGAAAGUGUUUUGAUUUUUUUAACAAAUUCCACCUCAACUAACUCUUUAAGAAAAUGUGUGGAGAUCAGUCUGGGGGAAUUUGUAUAUUGGGACUUCAAGGGUUAACAAACGGUUCCAUUUCUUCUUCUGAAUCAACGCCUCAUGCACCGAACUUCUGCUUAAAAAGAGAGAGAACUGAUUUGCACAAAACGCGAUUUUCUAUUUAAAAGUUAUUUAAAAGAUUCUUUGCGAUGUGUUACGCCAAAAGCGAACUAGCUAUAUGAACCUUCUCUUACAAGAAAGUGAAUAAUUGGUUUUGGUUGUGGGAUGGGAAAACGUCUUGCAUCGAAGCUCCUUUGCCAAUUGACUGAUAAAUGAUAAGGCUUUUAAGCAAAAAAAAUAGUAAAUAUAAAAGUUUAAAUUAAGAAAUCCUUAAAAUCACUUUUGUGCAAAUUGGAAUUUCUUUAUAAGAGAAGCCGUUGGACGUACUCUCAGUUUUUUAUUUGGGUCUUUGGGUAGCGAUGGGCUUAAUGCUUCUAAGCUAAAAUGUGUUCGCAAAAAAUAUUACAAAUUAGAAUUCAGAAAUAAUAAGUAAAUAAAGAAAUUAUACUUCAGUGGAUCACUUGUGAUCAAAAUACAUGCGUUGUUCAGGUUAUUUUGUUAAAGCUAUAUCUUUGACUAACAUGUGAGCAGAGGUUACUGACCGCCAUUUUCGGGGAGUGAACCGCUCUUAGGGUAAUCUUUGAUUUGCUUCUCAAGAGGACCCAACUUCCCAAUUUCUCCGUGUACAAUUCUACAAUAAUUUCAAACAGUCAGAAUAAAGACUAACAUAAACCAGA
Messenger RNA from Porites evermanni, 14864 nucleotides. The record is from the annotation of a GenBank genome assembly. Lineage: Eukaryota; Metazoa; Cnidaria; Anthozoa; Scleractinia; Poritidae.